Messenger RNA from Lodderomyces beijingensis, 1101 nucleotides. NCBI's taxonomy places the organism in Eukaryota, Fungi, Ascomycota, Pichiomycetes, Serinales, Debaryomycetaceae. The record is from the annotation of a GenBank genome assembly.
AUGUAUUCAAAAAGCAAUGUCUUAUUUCAAGGACACCGGAACUUCCGUCUCCGAAUAGUGCUCGCAACUUUAUCAGGCAAGGCCAUCAAAAUCACCAAGAUCAGGUCCCAUGACUUGAACCCCGGUUUGAAAGAUUACGAGGUUUCGUUCUUGAGGCUCAUUGAGUCCGUCACGAACGGCUCUCACAUCGAGAUCUCGUAUACUGGUACCACGGUAAUUUACAGGCCAGGGAUAAUUGUCGGCGGCAAAGUGACGCACAACUGCCCGCAUUCGAAAUCGAUUGGCUAUUUCUUGGAGCCGCUUUUGAUGCUAGCGCCCUUUUCCAAGCACAAAUUCAGCGUGCUUUUGAAAGGGUUAACGAACAAGGAGAGCGACGUUGGGGUCGACACCAUCAAGUGGGGGUUGCUUCCGGUGAUGGAGAAAUUCGGCGUGCGAGAUUGCUUGAUACACAUUGUGAAACGCGGCUCGCCGCCCUUGGGCGGCGGCGAAGUUCACCUCGUGUGCAACUCGCUCUUGCCCGUGCCGCUCACGAUUCACGCGAUCGAGUUGCCCAAAUUUUCAGCCAUUAGGGGCGUGGCGUACUGCACCAGGGUGAGUCCGUCCACUGUCAACCGGAUGAUUGAUGGCGCGAGGUCGGUGCUCAAGGGAACGGGAUGCGAGGUCAAUAUCACGGCCGACGUGUGGAAGGGGGAGAACUCGGGCAAGUCUCCCGGGUUCGGCAUCACCUUGGUUGCAGAAUCGAAAAAGGGAUGGAGAAUCGUGGCCGAUAACGUGGGCGGGACCCAGGGCUUGCCUGAAGAUCUCGGCGAGCUAACCGCUUAUCAAUUGAUGGAUGAAAUUACUAAAAGUGGAGGCGUGGGCCGCUUCCAAUUGGCGCUAUGCCUCGUGUUUAUGACCAUUGGCAAAGAGGAUAUAGGAAGGAUCAAAGUCCACGAUAGCCAGAUUGAUGAAAACUUGAUUCACGACCUAAGAGAUAUCAAGGAGCUUUUUGGUACGGAGGCGUUCAUACAAAAUGACACCGAUUUGGACGCCAACGACGAAUACAAAAUCAUCUCGCUCAAAGGAAGUGGUUUCACCAAUAUAUCCAAGAAAAUAGCUUGA